This is a messenger RNA of Enterospora canceri, 195 nucleotides long. Lineage: Eukaryota; Fungi; Microsporidia; Enterocytozoonidae. The record is from the annotation of a GenBank genome assembly.
AUGAUCCAAGUGAGGUUGCUGAUCACGAGCUUCCUAACAAUCUUGAACGUGUAUUUUUGGAGGGAUUCCCAGAAGAUUGGGAAGAAAGAGUCUAUGAGACACUGUUUGGUAGUGAAAAGGAUUCAGUCAGCAAAACCAGAAGAAAACCAAUCAUCAAGAAGCAGAAACAACUUAAGAGUAAGAAAGAUGCAGUAG